UCGUCCUAAUUUCACCGGUUAACGUGUCUCUCUUCGCGCUGUCUCGGGUGACCGUUGCCCUGCAGGACUCUUAUCAGCGGACUAUCAGUGCUAAUAUAAAGACAGUGCACUCUACGUGCUCUCCCACUGCCAACUGUGCUCCAAGCGUGACUGAAGAAACAGCGGCAUAAAAGCGUCAUCCAGCAUGAAAACAACAGACCACACACUCUUCGCCCUGGCCAUGCUCGUCUCGCUGCUCUGCGCCAUGCAGGUAGAGGCAGCGCCAGUAGCAGGAACCUGGGCUUCAGGCCUGAUCCACCGCGCUAAGCGUUCCUUACUGUGGCGCUGGAACACUCUGAAGCCUGUAGGUGCCAGCUGCAGAGACAACUACGAGUGUGGCACCAACUAUUGCAGGAGAAACAUCUGUGCCUUCCAGCCAAACUCCUCAACAUCUUAAUGAUGGACGACCCAAGACUCCCACUGCUCCAAAGACACGACUCAGAACUCCUCCUCGGUUCCUCUUCCCAAACCUGAACAAUAUCAAGGAACAAUAUCAAGAAGUUUAAAUCUUUCUCCACGACCCAUUCACCCAUGUUCAUUCAUCCGGAUCAGCAGGAGAACCUGCCAGCCUGUAUUCAAUUACUAAAUGCCAGAUAUAAAGCAUCACAUUCUGUCA
Molecule: messenger RNA, 655 nt
Organism: Astyanax mexicanus (Mexican tetra)
Lineage: Eukaryota; Metazoa; Chordata; Actinopteri; Characiformes; Acestrorhamphidae
Product: liver-expressed antimicrobial peptide 2
Exons: 3
Coding region: 185-436 (83 amino acids)
Biological process (GO): defense response to bacterium; antimicrobial humoral immune response mediated by antimicrobial peptide
Source: RefSeq, a predicted model, not a curated record